This is a messenger RNA of Drosophila melanogaster (fruit fly), 849 nucleotides long. RefSeq lists its product as uncharacterized. The record is from RefSeq and is marked reviewed. The coding region runs from base 55 to 315 and encodes 86 amino acids. Lineage: Eukaryota; Metazoa; Arthropoda; Insecta; Diptera; Drosophilidae. The transcript is spliced from 3 exons.
CAACGGGAUAGUGCGGUUUUAUCGGUUGCUUAAAUAAAUUGAACACUUUCCAGAAUGCACGCGACUGUCAUCUCGGCUUUCGGGAUAGUAUAUCUACUGUUCCUGUUCCUGGGACAUCUUUCUGCUCAAAUUACCGUGAGUCCAAGCACGUUCAAUCCUCUUAUGGUCGACAGCAAGCCGGAACCCGCCACAAAAAACUCUUGGCACAUUAAUAAUUAUUAUCCAAAAAGGUGGUUAAUAAAUAUGAAUAGUUCCGAUAAGAAACUCAGACAAUCCUACGAUUACCGCCCGCUGCACAAUCCCCUCUAUGGGUAACCAGUUCCAAAGUCCACUUAGUCUUUGCUCUCGAAUCGGUCAUCCAAGCCUUUGAGAUUACAUUUAAAUAUGUCAUGAAAUACAUAGCAUGAUAUACAUACAUAUAUAGCAUGAGUAACGAAAUAUGUAUAUGUGCAACAAGUUCUGAUUGUUAAAGCUACUCGAUUCUAAUUUAAAAUCAAGGUCAAUACAAAAUGCUCUUAUCAACAUAUAUGAAUCACAUAUGUAUUAAGAUGUAAAAUCUCAUUUUUAAUUAAGCAUUAAUGUGAAAUGAAAGUGCCUUUUUGCCGUGUGUAUUUUUUAUAUGUAAGGCCCCUUUAAAGUCGGCAGUCAACUGUUUGUUUACUGAGUCAGAAUCUUGGAGUCGCCAUGAUCAGUCGCAUUGAAAUAUUUAUUUUUAUUCAUAUAAAUUCCAUAAUAAUCAAAACUGGAAAUUAAAAAAAAAAAAAAAAUUAAUUAAUUACAUUUUAAUUCUACGUAAUUCGAAUUGUGUAGUGUAGAUUUUUUGGCGGCAUAAUUUGAAUAUAUUUAUGG